Drosophila willistoni is the source of this 1122-nucleotide messenger RNA. Its product is annotated as MIT domain-containing protein 1. The record is from RefSeq and is a predicted model, not a curated record. The transcript has a single exon. The coding region runs from base 102 to 1010 and encodes 302 amino acids. NCBI's taxonomy places the organism in Eukaryota, Metazoa, Arthropoda, Insecta, Diptera, Drosophilidae.
UAUUUCAAUUCAAUUGACAUACAACAACAGAGUAAAAUAAAUUCCUAUACUAGAAAAAUUUCAAUAAAAUUUUCUGUCCCACCGCACCAUCUGAAAUCACAAUGUCCUGCAAAACAACAAAUUUUCUUCCCCCCGACGAGGAGGCAGAGGAUUUACCCAAAUUGGAGUCCAUAAUCAAUGCCUUGAAAUGUGAACAAAGUGGCCAUAUUAUGGAGGCCAUACUCCUCUAUGAGGAGAGCAUCCACAAGCUGAACCAAAUGGCCACAGCUGAGCCGAAUAAAAAGCAAUUGUGUGGCAAAUAUCUCAAGACAUACGAGAGUCGUGCCAAACAAUUGCGGGAUCAGGUUAAAACGCAUUUGCAUGCGAGCAAAUUGUUGGAUCACUUAAGUAUCGAACGGGAUGCUCGUGGCAGAAGCUAUCAGCGUCUAUUUGGUCCAUAUUUGGAUGAUAGUGUCAAGGAGGCCCAUUUAAAUGAACCUCAUCUUACGGAGCAGCAACAUUAUCGUAAUCUAGUGAAUUUUUUCGAAGUUCUUGUCAAGAAUUGUCGUUAUCUGAAGUAUAUACGUCUGACAACACGGCCCGAUCCAGUUGUCCCCAAGAAUCAAAUGCAUAUAUUGCAGCAAAUACGUUCCGAUUUGGCCACUGGCAAUAUACAAAUGAAUUUCCAACUCGAUGAUACUCUACACGAUCGUAAGAUUGUCCUUAGCUCCGGAGUAGUCAUUAAAAUUGGACGUGGUUUGCAUUAUUUUGAGAAUUGCGAGGAUAUUCAUUCGUUGGGCAUGUGUGAUUUUGAUUUUCGCAAAUGUCUGGCCACCGACGUGGAUAUAUGGAAGUGUCGUGCCUUUGCCAAGAGGCCACGCAUCACAGAUCACGAGGAUCAGGUUGACGAUCGAAAUGAUGACGAAGACAAUGAUGAUGAUGAUGAGUAUCAAGAGCGUUGCUCCAAAGAUGACAGCAGGCAGAGGGCAACAGCUGCAGCCAUGUCGCAUGCUGCCUACUCCAGUGAAUAAACUUUAAAUGAAACACUCAACACUCACUUCUUCUUUUCUGGCACUACAAGUAAAUAUCAUGUUAGAACUUUAUACACGAUAUGAUCAUUAAAUUCUAAAAUAUUCUACUCAA